GACAUCUGUAAUGCGGUCCACACUCUGCUUCUGUGAAUACAUCCCUGUGGUUUGUUGAUUUUUUAGUGGAAUUAGUGUCGGCUUUUGAUAAAUUUCAACGUAUACAUUUUUUGUUCUACUAUCAAGAAUUAUUAAAAUUUCGAAUAUAAUUACAAAAAUGAGUGCGGAAACAAAGAGUGGGAGCAGUAAUCUUGUUUCGACCGUGAUAUCCUGUAUACUGAGUUUGGUGAUAUUCGCAACUAUGCGCUUUUACUCCAGUUGGAUCACGGCUACUCAAAUGAAUACAAUCGUUGGGGGCUUCAUUGGUUCGUGGCUUUUUGUCUUUGCCCUAACUGCUGUAUCGAAUAUGGAAAUGCUUGUAUUUGGUCAUGAUUUUCAAGCAAAAUUUAUACCAGAAAUUGUGACUUGCCUAACUUUGGCCACUGUGGCAUCCGGUGUGGUCCAUCGUGUUUGUGCUACUACUUGUGUUUUCUUCUGCAUCUGCGCUUUAUAUUUUGUAAAUCGCAUUUCAAAUAAAUACCACAACAAAGGAUCAAUUGCAACGGAUCAAAUUCCCAUUCGACGUGGUGGAGGCAAGAAAAACAAAUAAGUGUUGACCACAAAUCCCAGAAUAAUUCGAAAUAUUAUGUAAUGAUUUAUAAAUGUAUUAAUUUGUGUAUAUGAGCAAUGAUUUUAUCACCCUACUCGAACUGUGCGCAAAUUCAGAUAUUUUUAUUCCGAAAUGAAUUAUUUGAAUAAAUAUAUAUAAAAAAAAGAUUAGUUGUAAUUUUCACCGAAUAUAGUUAUGCCUUCAAAAUAAAUGUCGGUCUGAUUUGUGUCUGUACCAAUAGGUACAGCCGAGACAAACCUGAAGUUAUGCAUAUAUUUUAUUUUUGUCCAUGCUUUCUGACUGAAAAGAUACAUGAAAAUAAACGUAUGUAUAUAGCUGUUUAGGAAAUAAGUUUUCAUUAUACUCAUAAACAUAUACCAUCUUUUAUAUAGGAAAUCACGUACUCUCCUUUGUGUAAUCAGCUACUUAUAAUGGAAUAUGACUUGACUUAUAUUCAAUUAGUUGUAGCGGCAGAUUUGUGCCGAGUUGAUAGUCCUUGGCUGGAUAAAAAAAUCCGGAUACGUUCCGGUUAAGUAAACCCGACUGCCGUGGGAACGGUAUAUACAAUGAGAAUGGCGGUUGUCUUCGGCAGGCAACGGCAAAUCCUCGAGGGUCUCCUUGUCAUACAAACGACCAAAUAUUUAAUAAACUGUAUGAAGCAAUUAAUCUCUCAGAGAACCCUCCAUUGCCCGGAAAAUUUCUCUCAACCAAUCAUCUAAGAAAAAUGUAGCUGGAUUUAAAAUAAAUAAAUAAAUUAAAUUUGGUGUUGCUCAUACUGCAUAAGUUUCAUUAUAUAAUUACUUUUACCUAUUUUUAGUGUUUAAUAAAUGAUAACAAAUUUAUUUUGCAAUAUUAUUUUUUUCUUGUAAUUUUAUAAUUAAGUUUAUUAAGUAUUUUUUAAUUUUACUUUUCAUUAAUUUAAUUAAGUAUGUAUGUAUAUCCUGCACUUAUUAGUAUGCCAGCAUCUUUUAAUAAUCGUUUAGUUUUCUCUCGUUAAUUCUUAGUAUACUUAAUAGUUUUUUUUUUAUUUCAGUUUUAAGACCAUUCAAAUUUUUGUUUAUGUUCUUCGUAUUUGAAUGCUCGAAUUUCAUAAACAAUAUUUGUAUUAAUAUUAUUCUUUCUGCGUUUCGUUUUUUAGCAGUUAAUGAAUAUUUUGUUUAAUUAUGAUUUGUUUACAUAAUUUGAAUUUUGAAUAUAUUAAGAUUUGUGAAUUAUUUAAUUUAAUAUUAUUAUGUAUUAGCAUAAUUUUCGUUAAAUUUUCUUUUUUUAUGUGUUUUUUUCUGUGACAUUCAUUUACAAUACUAAAAACACUAACCACUACAUCUAAAUACAAUCGUCACAAUUUGAUUUGGUCAAAUUUCCUUCGGCUUUAAUCUGUUUUUAAUAUUUGUGUAAUUUAUUUUUUUUAUAUCUGCAUUAAAUUACAUACCACUUGAGAAUAUUUCUCCAUAACGACCAGUGCACAGCUUUUCACAUCAAGCCCAUUGGAGGUACUUCUCCAAGCAAGUGUUGAAUAUGUCUGUCUAAUGUAUUGGACUUACCAAUUCAUAUUUCUUAUUUUAUAUAAUCUAAUUUAAAAUUUAUUUUUUUCUUAUAGAUUUACAAACUAACAAUAUUCUAUUUAUGCAAAAUACAUCAAUCAAUUAUAUUGAAAUAACUAAAAGUAAUUAUUGGUUCAUAUGUGUAUGUGUAUUAAUAUAUGUAUAUAUAUAUAUUUUUUUUAUUUUUAUAAUUUUGUGUUGUAGUGCUAUAAAUAUUGUUGUCUCAUCGUAUGCGCAAUUUAACAUUUAAUUUGCUUUGUAUACUUUUGGUUGUGGCUUGUCAGGAGGCACAUCCACAGCAAAUGCCUAUAUUUGUUUAGGUAAUUCGUAAGUACAUAAAUUUUUUCAUGUAUGCAUGUAUGUAUUUACAUAUUUUCAUAAACAUAUUCGAAUAUAUAAAUGCAAUAAUAUCCUUUUAUCAAUUUCUAUCCAGCUCCAUAAGCAUAUUAUUACGCUUGUCUUAAUAUUUAUAGUCAUCAAUUAACAAUUCGAAGAAGUUAUAAAUAUCUAUGCACUUCGUCCAAGUUGCCGCAAUUAUAAAUUAAAUUCAAUAAGUUUUUUAAUAAAAAAUAUAUUGUGUACAUCUGUGCAUGCAUAAGAGCUUAUUUGUUUAUACAUUUAUUAUAUUACAUAUUCUUAAAAUGCAUACAAACAUUUUAACACUCAAUUUGUUUUAUAAUUACUUAAGUUAAGUGUUUUUAAUAAUUUACAUUUUUACAGCUGAUUUCUUUAAUUAUUAAAAUACGACUUAUAUACCACAUCUACGCUACUCCUUUUUAGGUAGUGUUUCCGCGAGUCGGUCACCGCGGUAACUUCAAACCGAGCCUUAAGUAUAAAAACAAAUACUAAAAAAUUUAAAAUUAAAAAAAAAAAAACAAUGUAAAAUAA
Bactrocera dorsalis (oriental fruit fly) is the source of this 3018-nucleotide messenger RNA. Its product is annotated as protein KRTCAP2 homolog. The record is from RefSeq and is a predicted model, not a curated record. The transcript has 3 exons. The coding region runs from base 158 to 589 and encodes 143 amino acids. NCBI's taxonomy places the organism in Eukaryota, Metazoa, Arthropoda, Insecta, Diptera, Tephritidae.